AUGUCCUCCGUGCGGUAUACCCGCUAUCUGGCGGUCGCCCUCGUGUGCCUGACCUUCUUCUAUUUCAUCUCCCGCUCCGACCUGCAGAUUCCCACCUCCGUCUCACUCCCCAAGUCCCGUCCCUCAUACGAAGAUUUCAGAGCGCAAAAGCUACAAUCCGCUGGAAAUUCUACAAAUGAGCGGGUGAACGCCACUUUUGUCACCCUCGCUCGUAACAGUGAUAUUUGGGAUAUCGCAAAGUCCAUCCGCACAGUGGAAGACCGAUUCAACCGCAACUACAACUAUGACUGGGUGUUCCUGAACGACAACGAGUUUGACGAUGACUUCAAGAAACUCACCACCUCGCUGGUGUCCGGAACUACACACUAUGGUCGAAUCCCGAAGGACCACUGGUCCUAUCCGGAAUGGAUUGACCAGGACAAAGCGAAGGAAGCGCGCGAAGAGAUGGAUCGCAAGAAGAUCAUCUACGGAGGCUCCGAGAGCUACCGUCACAUGUGCCGCUAUGAAUCUGGCUUCUUCUUCCGUCACCCGCUGAUGAUGAACUAUGAAUACUACUGGCGCGUCGAGCCCAGCAUUGAACUCUUCUGUGACAUUGGCGCCGACCCUUUCCGCUUCAUGAAGGAGAACGACAAGAAAUACAGCUUUGUCAUCAGUCUGUACGAGUACUACGAGACCAUUCCCACGCUAUGGGAUAGCGUGAAAAAGUUCAUGAAGAACCACCCCGAGCACAUCCCUGAAGGAAAUGCUAUGGACUUUAUCAGCGAGGAUGGUGGCGAGAGUUAUAACAAGUGCCACUUCUGGUCCAACUUCGAAAUUGGCAGCCUGGAAUGGUUGCGCUCCAAGGAGUACAUUGACUAUUUUUCCUCCUUGGAUCAGGAUGGCGGUUUCUUCUACGAACGCUGGGGUGAUGCACCCGUGCACUCUAUUGCCGCUGCCAUUAUGCUGAAGAAGGAGCAAAUUCACUUCUUCAAUGAGAUUGCUUAUUACCAUGUACCAUUCACGCACUGCCCGAUCGACGAGCAGACAAGACUGGACCUUCGCUGUCACUGCAAGCCAGAAGAAAACUUUGAUUGGAAGGGCUAUUCUUGCACCAAUCGGUGGUUCAAGGUCAACAAAAUGACAAUGCCCGAAGGCUGGGACAAGAACGAUUGA
Messenger RNA from Penicillium maclennaniae, 1152 nucleotides. Its product is annotated as glycosyltransferase family 15 protein. The transcript has 4 exons. Bases 1 to 1152 code for a protein of 383 amino acids. NCBI's taxonomy places the organism in Eukaryota, Fungi, Ascomycota, Eurotiomycetes, Eurotiales, Aspergillaceae. Gene Ontology annotation, biological process: protein N-linked glycosylation; protein O-linked glycosylation; cell wall mannoprotein biosynthetic process. Gene Ontology annotation, molecular function: alpha-1,2-mannosyltransferase activity. Gene Ontology annotation, cellular component: membrane; Golgi apparatus. The record is from RefSeq and is a predicted model, not a curated record.